AUGACGACUCCGCCUGACGGGUCGAAGCGGCCAAGAGAUUUCGGGAACGGCGUGGGUGCUGCGGGGGCGAAGAAACCGCGGGUGACGGGCGGCGCGGGCCCUGCGCGUGCCGCGGAGAUGGAGCAGGCCGUGGUCAGUGAGAGCGACUCCCUGCUCGACUGCGACCGCGACGACGUGACGUCCGACGCUGCCAUCGAAGUGGAGAAGCUCGAGGUGGCGUGCGCGAACGCGUCAGGCGAAAGCGCCCCAACAACGCUCCAGAUCCUAGAGGAGCGUCUCCGCAACGUCGAGAAACUCGAGAGCCUCUACGCCGAUCAGUUCUGGCGGCUCGUUCGCGUCCUGCACUACCGGUGCGCGGGGGAUGACUCGCUCAGCAGAGGCAGCAAGGCCGCGCGCGACCUCCGCGCGGACUGGGAGGGCCGCGACCGCGGGUCCGACGCAGAGGACUCCACAAGGGACAUUCCCAGCGCGUCUGACGCAGAGAACCUCGUCCUCAGCGACGUCGCCGGCCGCCCCCCUGCCCGCGCCGACGUCCAAAGCGACAUCGCGUCCUGGUCCAGUGAGCGCCGCCGCGCCCUCGUCCUGGAGCACGCCGCCGCGGCCGCCACCGCCUGCGAGCUCGACGGCCCCGCGGCGCUCGGUGCGCUCUGCGGCGCCCGCGGCCGCUACCUGAUCCGCCGCGCCGCGGUGUCGGUCGGGCGGAGCACCAAGGCCAAGCCCGUCGACGUGGACCUGUCGGCGGAGCCCGGCGCGAAGCAGGUGUCGCGGGAGCACGCGCACGUCGCGCUGUGCGAGGGGGGCUCGUUCGCGAUCGAGAACCUCGGGCGGCACCCGCUGCGGGUGAAUGGGCGCGAGGUGGGGUCUGGGCGGGUGGCCGCGCUGCCGCAUCUGAGCCUCGUCGAGGUGGGCGACGUGCCGCUGCUGUUCGUGGCGAACGCGCACGCGCGCGCGCGGAUCGUGCGCCGCGCCGAGCAGGCGCGCCGGGAGGCGUACGCGGCGGUGUGCGCAGGCAAUGUCUUAUGA
Pedinophyceae sp. YPF-701 is the source of this 1023-nucleotide messenger RNA. Lineage: Eukaryota; Viridiplantae; Chlorophyta; Pedinophyceae. The record is from the annotation of a GenBank genome assembly.